UUUCUGCACUUGGAAAAUAUGUGAGACCUUGUAGUGCAAAGAAUAGAUAAGGUUGCAAAUUCAGGACUUAAAGCUGUUAAAUCUAUUAUGUGACUUAAUUUAAAGUUUUGAGUUCAUAAUCUGCACUGGAAAAAAAGUAUUUUCCAUUAAGGAAAUACUCUUCUGAAUUCAUUUCCACAAAUUAUACAAGCUGCACUAUUGUUGGUAUUUUUUGUUUCCCAAACUUCAGCCUAAUUUUUCUUUAAUUGUUUUAUUUACUUCUUAUUUUUCAGGAGUCUUUGAAAAAUCCUUAGUGGUCAUGACAUUGUUACAAGUGACAUAAGUUAGCCAGUGGCUCAGAAUGAUGGAUACCCAGAAGACUACAAAUGAACUGUAAUCCUGUGGAAACAACUGCACAUGAGUAUUGUCCAGUCUGCAAAGAGAAGGGUCAGAUCCAAGCUUUAAGGACUUACCGCAUUAAUUUUCAAGAGUCCAUUUUUCUUUGUGAAAAUCCUCAGUGUAUCUACCCACUUGGUUAUAAACCAUUAGACAGCAUAAUUACUUCUGCUGGUUCAGAAAAUCAUCAAGCUCCAUCUACUCAUAAGAAAAGAAAAUUGUGUGAUACCAGUGACUUUUCUCCUGUUGAAUCAGAUCCAAAAAAAGCGAGAACUAAUCAUCUGGUAAAUGCUGAGCACGCUAUUAAUACAGACCCUAUUGUGAAAUGCUAUCAGAAUAGCUUCUGUAUUCCUAAGUCAAACCUACAUGAUGUAUUACAAAAUGACCAGCAGAAACCUGGUAACAAUGUGGAGUCUUGCAUGCAAAAGGUGGAUUUUGAAACAACCACCAAGACCGACAACUACCAAGAAAGUCCACCUAAGUCUUCUAGUCCCAGAAUACAAUCCUUGCCAAAUUCUGAACUUUUAUCAACAACAACUGAAAUUUCGCUGAAAGAGGAUAAAGGUUCCACUAAUAACACAGAUUUGUGUCUUCAGUGGAGAAACAUACAUAAUCUUUGUUGGUUAGAUUGCAUUUUGUCAGCACUGGUACACCUAGAAACAUUAAAACUUGCCCUGGCAGAAGAAUGUAACAAUGGAAAAUGUUUACUCCAGAAACUUCUAACAAAAUAUAGUCAAGCAACUAUGCUGCUGAAUACCUGUAAAAGGAGUAAAGUAAAAGAUGUUCUUCCAAAAGCAGAAUCUCAUCUCAAUGAAGUCAGAAACUUAAUGUUUACACAACUUCAGCCUCGGCUUAGGUGUGAAUUGGGUAAUAUGGAGAAUCCAGUGUUUGCACUCCAUCUACUCUUACAGUUGGACCAACAAGCCGAGAAACUAUUCUUGCAUUCAUUUUCAUGGAAGUUUGAAUGUGUAUAUUGUGGCUACAAAUACCAGAACCGAUUUAAGAAAACACUAACAACAUUUGCAAAUAUAAUCCCUGAUUGGCAUCCACUUAACGCUGUUCAUAUUGGACCAUGUAAUAACUGUGGUGAUAGAUCUCAAAGACGACAGAUGGUUUUGGAAAAAGUACCUUCAAUAUUAAUGUUACAUUUCGUGGAAGGCUUGCCACACAACAACUUGAAGAAGUAUUCAUUUCAAUUUGAGGAAGACACUUACCAAAUAACAUCAAUUGUUCAGUAUCAGACAGAUAAGAAGCACUUCAUAGCCUGGUCUUUGAAUCCUGAUGGAACUUGGCUUGAAUGUGAUGAUUUAAAGGGGCCAUAUUGCAAGAGACAUAAAAGAUUUGAAGUUCCUUCUUCAGAGAUUCAUAUUGUUAUCUGGGAAAAGAAACCAUCCCAUGUGCCAGAAGAACUGAAUUCACAGUUCCAGAGUAAAAAUAUUGAAGAUUUUCCUCUUAAUAACAUACAGUCAAAUUCCAUGGUGCUGCACUGUGGUUUUGAUAACACUGUAGGCAAAACACCUGCAGAACAGCACAAAGAGGAUUCUGUGAGAACUCCAGAGAAGAAACAGCAGCGAGUAGCUGAGGGUGAAAGUAUUGUUCAUCAUGGUUUAGAAAAUCUGGCACACGAUGAUCUCGUAACACUGAUGCUUGAAGAAGUUCAAAUUGACUCGGAAGGUAAAUCGCUGCCAAAUGGACAGAUGGUGGGAAAUAACCUUAUUGUUGAAAUGGGCACACUGCAACAGCAGGAACCAGCUUUUUCACUUAACACUCCAUAUACAGGAGAGCUUGCUGGAACUGGUCUAGCUAUGAAUAACAAAUGCAUAUUAUAUGAAAAUUCCAACAUUUGCUUACCUCUAGAAGAGUUGAACCCAGCAAAUAUUACUCCUCCGGUUCUCAAAAAACAUGACCCUGACUCAUCUGACUCAUCACUUGCUCAAAGAACAGAUGACAGAACUAAUUUAGCUAACAGAGAACAUGGAUUAAAUUCAGAACUACAGCUGAACAAGAAAUUGUCAGCAGUAGAGAAUACUAUACGAAAAUCACCUGACUUGAGAUAUGCAAGCAAAACUGUCAUUAAUUCUCAAGUUGACAGUUCUGCUGCGAGUAAUUCUGUUCAGCCUUCACACAAAGACCAAAAAAGAGGAUUUGUCGGAAGCUGGGUAAAGAAAUUAUUAAGCAAGAAUACUUCCUUUAUGCCUUCAAGUGCCUCAGUUCUCAAGAAUGAGAGAAGUUGCAAAACUCCCUCAAUGCAAAAAGUGAGUGAAGUGAGGCUGCCAGUUAAGGGCGCAAGUAACUUUGGUGGAUUUCAAAGCAGAGGUACAAACAAAACUGAGACCCCAAAGUCACUGGCUCCUCAGAGUAAUAAUAGUCAUCCUUUAUCAAAUUACAAAGGAUUUUCUCAAAGCAGUCGUCUUCCAACAGCAAGGCAUACCACUAUUGCAGGUCCAACUUGGAAUAAGUCAGGAAGUACACUGGGUACCUCAGGUAAAGUGACUCAGUGCCAUUCACUUGGCUGUAACCCUGGGAAGGCAGAAGAGUCAGAUAGUGACAAAACAAAAAAACUUCGCCUGAAACUGUUAAAAAAACUGAAUGCUAAAAAGAAGAAGUUGGCUUCACUGGAUAGACUAGCAGUGGAACAAAUGAAACAGGAAAAUCCUGUGAGUGGAUACAUAAGCACCCCAUCACAGAUUGAAUCUCAAAAUGACAGUGAAGUAUUGCAGAACUUUUUAAGGGAACUGCAGUAUCAGAUUGAUGUCACAAAUAAUGAGUCUGAAUUUAAUGCAAACUCUGUGUCAGGGUGCACUACCCAUAGUAACACUGAUGAAAUACUGGCAGAGUUACUGUCCCCUACUUCAACUGUUGCUUCCUUAGAGGCUCCAAAAAGUGAAGAUGAAUGUAUGUAUAUGGAGAUGGUGGAUAGUAGUGUUGCAACAACAGGGUCUGAUGAGAAGACCGGUGUGCCACAUGCAGCAGUGACAAGUGAGGACCACAAUUACUACAGUCCUGUAAAGGACACUAAUUUGGAACUUGAUGCAAUAAACAAACCCAGUGGGAAAAAACUUGCUUUUGAAAGUCCUACAAGUGAAGAUAUACUUGAAGACCUGUUCUCCAUUUCAGCACCAAGCUCAAUGGCAGGUGACAUAGAUUUACCUCAUUUUGAUGAAACCCUGUUUGAAACUUGGUAAAUAUUCGUUUUCUUGGUUUUAAGUGUUUUUUUCAGUAUUAUGUAUAUUUUGAAACAAAGCACUACUAAGUUAUAUUUUCUAACUAGUUUAAUUGCACACUGGCUGUACUUGAACAAUUUACAUUUGAGGUAUUUUUUUUCUUAAAAUUUUAUUGUAACAAGCAAAUCAGGUUUUAAUGAAUUUUAUUGUUCUGAGAAGCAGUUAUUUUAGUUGUCAGAUUUGAUGCUUUUUAAUUAGAAGCUCUUAUGAGUCUUAAUUUUUGCUUGUUUUAAUAUGGAAAACAUCCAUACUCUAGUGAGUUUGAAAAAUAAUAAACUUCAGUAGUCUUAAUGAUGCAAUGGUGUAAGAAAUAUUAUUUAUGUAGUAGUCAUUUAUUUUACAGGAUCACUUCUGAAGUUAUUUUGUCUGACAUUAAAAAAAAAUUUAAGUACCUUCUGUAGUCAGGGAAUUCUGCAUCCUUUGAUAUGAAGAUUGUUUGUAACAUUCUAAACUUGAAGCUGGCAUUCUCUUAGGCUGGCAUUCAGCUCUUUACAGAAUUACUGUUCUACAAGCUCAUGCUGGUGUAUAUACGCCUUGGAUCCAAGGAGGGAUGGAUACAUGGUAGAAAUUUUCCUAUUUAAAGUUACAGCACGUACUGAGAUUUCAUCCUGCAAAUGUAAUUUGGCAGAAUAUGCUUCUGAGCCAGGUUACUUUUUUAAGUAAAAUUAGUAACAUUCAGUCCAGAGUGCAUCACUAAGAAGGAAUGUCAGAUGUACCUUUUAGUUGUUCGUAGCUGCAAAAUCAUUAAUAAAACAAAGGUUUUUAAGAAUUAAUUUAACUGCAAGUUAAUGCCUAUAACUGUUGUAACUAGGACUUGGUCACGACUAGAGCAGUGCACUCUUGUCCGUAUGUGAGAGUGCCAAGGAGAGGCAAGGUCAGUAGGAAGAAAGAAAUGGGAAAAUGUAGCAAGACAGCAGUGAGUAAGCAGAGGGAUUCACACCUUGGUGUUUCAGAUUUCGUAUAGAUUUGGUUUUGCUAGAUGGGAGUAUUUUAAAUGCAUAGACACAGCUGAGGGUAUUAUAUGCCAAGUUAGAGUAGCUGUACAUUUUUCUUGUUCUCAGAAAUAACUAAGAUUUUAUCAGCAAGUCUUUGUCACAGCCAUUUUUAGAGGUGUUCUGCAUUUUUUCAUUCUUUUAGAUUCCAAGUUCAAAACAUUAAGUCCUCAGUCUUACUAUUCCAAUAGGUGCAGUUGAACAUAAUUGUUAUUACAAGGCAUGGCUGCAGAUUUUAGUAGUCUUAGAUUGUUUGAACUAGGUUCAAAAACUGUUUGAAAAAUUGUCAGUGGCCCGCAACUCUCCAUGUCAAGUUAUUUCUGCUGCAAUUGUGUACAUUUUCAUCAAACUGGUACUUCAGGCAGUGAAUGGUUUUAUUCUUGAAAUACAAGUCUUUGUGAAGAACUUGAGCUUCUUCUUUGUUUUAAAUACUGUAAUUGGUAAUGUUACAAUAGAAAACAAAUCAGUGGAUUCUGAAUGUUAAGUGCCGGUGCACUGCUGGUGAAAUGUUUGCCUGUUUGUGAAUUUCCUGAUCAAAAAAAAGCUGACCAAAAUUAGAGUUUGAUUUAUCCAUUAAUAAAAAAAUACGUGCCUCUGCAAGACUUGA
Molecule: messenger RNA, 5198 nt
Organism: Neopelma chrysocephalum (saffron-crested tyrant-manakin)
Lineage: Eukaryota; Metazoa; Chordata; Aves; Passeriformes; Pipridae
Gene: USPL1
Product: ubiquitin specific peptidase like 1
Exons: 8
Coding region: 366-3560 (1064 amino acids)
Biological process (GO): protein desumoylation; Cajal body organization
Cellular component (GO): Cajal body
Molecular function (GO): SUMO binding
Source: RefSeq, a predicted model, not a curated record